GGAAAAGCAGAGGAAGCCCAAACCAUCAAGGAGCCAGGAGAGGAAAAGGAGAAGAGCAGAAAUGUUGGCAAAAAUUCUGUAACUCCUGACAUCUGUUUAAAAUCAGCUAUCCAGUUCACUGCAAAUUCUUUAAUGUACAACCACGGGGCAUAACAAGUUUUUUUUUUUACCCCUAACAGCUCCAAAAUCCAUCACCGACUUCUGAAUAAUGUAUCAGGACUAUAAUUUGAAAUUUAAAGAACCCCUCUCUCCUCCAUCUCUGAACGAGUUAUCUAAUUCUAAAGAGGACCGUCCAACCCCGUUGUCUUCUCAUCUCGUGUGCUUUCAUCAAAAAUCGGUCCAGUUAAGAUCAAAGCGGCAGAGCAGAUAAAACAUAUCGGGACAAAUCCGAGCAUUUCACACGUUCUACUUGCCUCUGAUAAUGUCAGCGCUGCUUUGGUCAGGCCAGAUCAGAUGGAAAAAGGCAAUCCGACAGACUGAUAGAGGAAGACGAGGCUUUCAAUGGAAGACAAACAGUCUGGUGGUCGAGCUUUCCAUCAAAGACAUUAAAUUGGCCACCGAAGACGAAGGCAUAUAAGGAGGAAGACAGUGGAAAGGGGGACAGGUGCAUUUUUGCAGAUGAUGUAUAUGGCAUUGAUUAUAAUCAGUCGGUCAAUGGUGGUAAAUAACUGUAAGGAGCUUCUGCUGCAACCUGGAAUUACUGCUAAUGAUAUAUUGAGCUUAGUAUCAGCUUCAGGGCAGACACACACACACACACACACUGUCAUACACACUGAAACACACACAUGUUCUUGUUUGAGGCUGUCUAAUGAUAUCAGAUUGAUAGUCUGCAGAGAGAGAAUGUCCUCAAGCUCUCUGUGUGUGUAGGUGUGUGUGUGGAUCUUUGUAUCCAUGUUUCCUCGCUUUUGUUUCGUGUGUGUGUGCUUAAUUGUGUGUAUUUGUAUUUGUUGAGACUUGAAUACAUGUGGGUGUGUUGCUGUGUGUGUGUGCACCAUUCAGAUGCUAUAAAUAACCCUCCCUAUUUUAAGUUCUACUUAGAUCUGCUUUGACGAGCUCCAACUCACCUGAUUGGGCGAAUGAACCUGAACACGGAAGUUGAUUGGUGUUAGGCUUCAGUGUGUCUCUUAUGAUACAUUUUAAAGUCAAAAACUGAAACGUAAAUCACAACUGAAAUAAAUACAUGCAGAGACAUGGGUUUUGUUUUGACAGUUAUCUCUCUUUCCUUUAUUAACUCUUUAUUGAAUUAAAAGGUGUAUAAUCAAGAGAACGAAAUGCCACGGAGGGGUGAACAGCAGAAACUCUGAGGACCAUUGUGACUGUCUAGCAGUAGCCCAGCUGGCAAACUUUACGAGCAGAAAAAAAACGUAACAUCGCAAUGGGUCUUUGUGAGAGGCUGUAUAAGGACAGAUAGUGCUAAUGGCGCAUAGCCAAUGCUGUGUGGGCUUUAAGAAAAGAGGGAGGGACAAUGUAUUGUUUGAAUGUUCGCGGGCUACGAGUCUAGAUUCACAGUCAGUAGUGCAUCUGUUAGCAACGCCUGCUUUCAAAAGUCGGUCAGCCACCGAGAGGACUGAAUUUCAGACGCUGUUUCUACAAAUGUGACCGAAAAAGGUUUUAUCCCCUUUUGAAAGUCCAAAUCACUGUCUUUGUCACCUGUCAUUCACUUAAAUUAUAGUUUUAUUAAUUCUGGCCACUAAAGAACGAAAAGAAAAACAAAACAUUCAAAUGAUACAAUACAAAUAUUUCAAAACCAGGCCUUUUUUUUUCUUCUUAAUUGUCGUUUUCCAGGCAAAGAGAGAGCAGCACCCAGCUGGCAGAAAACAAAAGAGCAACGGCUGAAAUAGAUAGAGACAGAGGGGUGGACAGUCACGGACAGAGAGGGGAGAUGUGUUGAAAUACCAAACUGAUUAGCUGGUGUUUCUGACAUUUAAAUGCCACGUUUACAUAAAGAAAUAUUUCCUGAGAAUAUUAAUCACUGCAGUUAAUUCACAAAGAGACGUGGAAGGGAUCCCUGGGUGCCUGGAAGAGGAGUGAAUACAGAGGGAACAUUGGCAGAAUGGUGCAUUGUUGGUAUCAAUGGCAAUGCCUCAAAAACAGGUGGUUCAAAUGUUAGCUGAGUUAUUAUUAUUAUUAACCUUCUUUAUGAUCAGACGAAGGUAUCUUGGUGACCUUCAAAGCCCAAUGGUGUUCAACAAACAUGAUGGGACCAGCAAUACAUAAGAAGUACCAUUUAGUUAAUGGCUUUCAUCCGAAGUACCGUAAAGUAGGAAUGCAAACGUUGUCAACAUACAGUCAGCAGGUUGUUUCAGCGUGAGACGGAACCUCUGACAACGUCAUCUUCUAAGUCAAUGGUCCGAACACGGCACAGCCCAUUUAGUUAAUGUGUGACAUCACGGUGUCUACCUCGAAACAUCUCCAUCUCGAACCGCUGGGCUGAACCAACUUCUCCACAUGGGGUGUUCCGAUACUCCCUCAAGUGAGCAAGAAGCCGAAUGUAUGGCAGCACUGAAGUACUUCAAGCUGAGAAUAAAAAACUACAAAAGGACACGAAGGAGAGAAGCAGAAGCAGUGACAGAACACAAGGGAAUUCCCUCUGAGGCAUUUCUGGUUAGGUAGACGAAAACUGAUGUACGGUCCAAUCCGUCUGUCUUUCCGAUGACGUUCCAUUUAAGUAUGCCGGACAUCCAUUGGACUUGCGGUUACAAUUUGUUCAGGUGCUCGGGCUUAUCAUUGCCCGCGGGCCAGCGGUUACUCAUCACAUUUCUAAGUAGCCUGUCUAGAGCUGUGGCAUAGAGAUGAGUGACCAUAAUGACAGCCUGCGAGUGCUCCUCCACCGCACAGCUUUCAUCAACACGCUGCCAUCUUGAUCCAUCUCGGUUGUUCCACACGACUUCAGCGUGCUUACAGGGUGCUGCUAGCUGGCUAACGCUGCCUCCAUGCUCUCUUUCCAUCUGUUGACAGCCGUGGCAGCCAGAUAUAUAAAAGUGACAUCAUGACAGGCCAACAAAACGUGCAAAACAGAUUAACCAAAUGCGUGUCAUCUGGACGGGGAUCAAUGAGCGGUGACAAGUGUUGGGUCAGAAUGAUUUGUUUAAUAUCAGAUAUUGGCUACACAUGCUGCUGUAAUUAUGACUGAUGUCCAUCCAACUAAAAUGACUUAUGUUAUUUUACAUCGUAUUUAUUCAAUUUAUUGUUAAAUGACAUUUGUACACAUCAAACCUACUUAAUGUUGAUAACUCAUGGGUGCCAUAUCAUUCAAAAUGUUUACCAUUGUAAAUUUAGAUAUUUGUAUUUUUAAUUAUGUCUUUGUUUAUUGUCAUGCACCAAUCCCAAAGUAUUGGUUGCAUUCUGCAAGCACACCUUAUAGAUGCCAACAAUUUCUACCCACUGUCCCUUUAAAAGGCUACAGCCAGCAGUUGGUUACACGGUUACAAAAUCUGCCGCCACACAUGUUUAAUUCGUACAGAAAGCAAAGUGUAGAAAUGACUAACUAGCUAACGAGCUGCUGGCUGCACCUUCAUGUUUAACGGACAGGGUAGACUUGUUCUUGUCACGCUCCUUUAAUUGAUCGGCAGCCACAAAGUUACUUAGUUAGUUCCAGCCUAGAAACAUUGGUACUUUCCCAGAGUCAGUUUUCAAACACCCACGUUAUUUGAACCCCGUUGUGUUUUCCACUCUCACCUCAGCAUGUAAAGCCACGUGAUGACAUUUUUCGGGCAAUUUCAGAUCUCAAAAAGGAGCGUAACACACAACUCUCUGGAGAGUUCAGCUAACUCAUUCAAAGGUAACACAUCAGCUGCAUGAGUCCCAGGUAUGCUACCACUGCUAUAAGGUUUAUGACCACAGCCUUAAGUAACUCUUGGAGUUGUGUGCAGUGCAGUCUAUAGCUGAGUGACUAUGGAUAUUACAGAUAUGAGUGAACAGCUGUGAUGAUAAUGAUGGGCCUGAGUGGGGAAAUUGGAUAUUUAAUGGAAAGGUUUUCACCUAUGAUCAUCAUUGUCUUUUUCCAUACCCACCCUCCUUCUAUCUCUCUUUCCGUCUCCUCUAUUUGCUCUCCCUUUCCUUUUUUCCUUUCCUCUUCAUCCUUUUAUCUUUUUUCCCCCUCUCACUUUGCUCAGCCCAUCCUCCCUGCCGUCUUUUCCUCUCUCUCUCUCUCCGAGCCCUAAGUAGCCACAAAUGGUCCCUAAUAGCCUCCAAUGGAGAUGAAUUGAUCGUUGCGUGAUUCGAAUCGAUGGGAGAUUGCUUUUGCUGAACACAGUGGGAUACGGCGUGGGCACGCGGCCUUAAUUAAGUUAACAGUAAACCACGAUCGCUUUUGAGUUUUAUUAGGAGAAUAAAGUUUACGAGGAACACAGAGGCAGGUAACAAAAAAAAAGAUGGUUUCAGAAUGACGAGGAGAAAGAAAUACAUCACAUGUGCCUCGAUGUGUUUCUGAUUAGUUGCUAGUGAGUCGUGAUGCUCCCUGUCUGACUCAUACAGUUGGUUGGAUAUUUCCUCACUUCCUCUGCCUGUUUCUUUGUUUCUCCACUCCAUCCCUGCUGCUUUACAUACCUCCUCUCCUCUCCUCUCCCGUUCCUUCCUCCAGCUUCUUCUUCUCGCUAUCUAUCUCAUCCUAUGCCCCGUCUGACCGCCUCUCCAUCCCUCUCCCCUUUUCUGUCGUCUAUAAUGGGAUGAGCGGCAGAAUUUGAUCAGCAGUUUUUUUUAAAGGUCACGGAACCAAGCAAAAACUCUCAGCCAAAAGCGCCGAGGGAACGAGGGAUGGGAAGGAUGAGACUGAGGAAGGGGGGAGGCGAGCGAGAGGGAGAGAUAACAAGGCUGGCAGAGUGGAGGGUGUAGGGAGGGGAAGGAAGGAGAGCUGUCGAGAAGGAAACGCUGCAUGAGGAGAAGACGGAAGGUGGAGACGUAAACAACCGAGAAGAAGGAGGUGAACGGAGAGACGGGAAGGUAUAGCGCAGUAAUGGAGGAAAGAGAUGGAGCAAUGGAAAGAAAAGAGGGAGGUCAGUGUGUUGGAGCGUCAGGUGAUAGACUUCCUGGGCUACCAGUGGGCUCCCAUCCUGAUCAACUUCCUCCACAUCAUCGUCGUCAUCCUGGGCCUGUUUGGCACGAUUCAGUUCAGGCCGAGAUAUGUCACCGGGUACGCAGCCUGGCUGGUCGUGUGGAUGACCUGGAAUGUUUUCAUCAUCUGUUUCUACCUGGAGGUUGGAGAUCUAUCCAGAGACUCUGACCUUGUCCUGACGUUCAACCUGUCCAUGCAUCGCUCCUGGUGGAUGGAGAACGGCCCAGGGUGCAGGGUGACACCCAUCACCCCUCCUCCCUCCUGGGCACCCGAGGACCACCGAUAUAUAUCUAUAUCCGGCUGCCUGAUGGAUUUCCAGUUCAUAGAGGUGGCCCACUCCUCGCUGCAGAUACUCCUGGCUUUGAUGGGGUUUAUCUACGCCUGCUACGUGGUCAAGCUCAUUUCAGAGGAAGAGGAUAGCUUUGAUUUUAUAGGAGGGUUCGACUCGUACGGUUACCAGGGGCCUCAGAAGACCUCCCACCUUCAGCUACAGCCCAUGUACAUGUCAAAGUAAAAACCCAGGAGCUACUCCAGGAGCGCUGCCUUACCAACCACCACUGCUUAACAUCCUGCUUUUACUACUCCAACUGUCUUUUAAUAAAACAACAACCAAGACACAGACAAGUAGACAGGAUACAGAAGACACUAAGAUAUUCUGCGUUUCAAUCUGUCCCCCACCCACCCCGCCAGUAAUCAGAUCGCUUCCCUGGUCUGCCUGUCUGCUGUUAUAAUGGUUAUUUCUGUUCCUGAUGAAACACUGGCCUCUUAUGGUUGAAUACGGUAGCUGCAGGACAUGUGUGAAAUACCAAGACAGGCAGCUCCGAUGAUACCUGCAUCUUUUUUUUUUUUUUGGUCUCUGAGGGACCCAGAUAUAUUCCUCUUGUGAUGUUGGGCAUCUGCAUUGUGAAGGAAACCAAAGGGAUGUAAAGCGGCCCAUUGGUGAAUUACCGACGUCUUUCUUCAGACUUCCAAGGAGAACACACGACGUGUGAUGUGUUAACGUGUAGCCCGGUUUCUUUAAGCUAUGUAUACAACAGAGCCCGCUAAACAAUCUCUGGACCUUUUGUUGCUCUUCGUGCCUGAAACAUCAGACACUGGACUUCCAACCAAACUGACCAAGCAUCUACUAGCAAGACUACCGAUGUAGGAAUGUCAGACAUCUUUCUUUUCUAAGGUUACUUUUUUGGUGCAUUCGGGUUCUCGUUGCAGCAAAGAUGGGAUCCCGAUACAAGUCACGGCCUGGACUCAAGUGCGAGUACACGCCACACAUUUUAUUCCGUUGAAUGUUAAAUGACAGUGCUGUGUGUAGAUUUACAUACUUUCAUUCCACAUGUGCAUGUGUACAGGAAACACGCAUUGACAUACACAGGCAUUAGGUAAUGCGUAUGUGAAUCCACACACGCAUGCACAAUACACACACACACACACACAUAACAGAUGUAUUAACAUUUUUUAUGUGAUUCUUAACAAUGUUUACAAUACUCCAAAAUUCAGAAAGACUGAACACCUGACAGACAUGUAGACAGGCAGACUGGGAGACAGACAAGAAACGUUCUAGAUGCAGCAUCCCAAAGGCCAUUGGGUGUUUUAUAACGUAAUAAUACAGACAGAGGAGUUUUGGUCUCCAGAAGAGGGAUUGAGGUGAGGCAACAGUUUCCCUUCCACCUCGGUCCUUGUAGCUCUCGAUGCCAAGCGUCCUUCGUCACACUCGCCCAUCUCUUUCAGCAGGCAGAGUUUUCUUUUCCCUUUUUCUGAAUUAUAAAAAGAAGUAAAAAAGCUGGAGGCCAGAUCAAGUGCCCAAUCAGCCUAAUGUGCAGCACCCACCCCUCCUUAACAACAGAAAUAUCUCAGAAUAUCCACAGACAACGCUUACACAUAGGGAAAACACACACCUUUUACAGAAGUGACAAUCACUGUCAGAUCGUCCUGAAUCUCACCAUAGAUUGGCAUUUUUUGUACCAUACAAAAUGUGCCAAAAAGCUGAAAAAUGGCUGUCAUUGUUAUGAGGGAGCAGAGAAGCAUCUUAUUUGGAUUAUUUGAUGAAUUAUUUAUUGUUUUGAUUGAUAUACUGCAUUUCCGAAACACUGGUGAGUGACAAAGAUUGGGGAAAGGAGGAGAAAGGAAACGACAGAGGCUGAAUCCCACGACGACACUGCACACGUUCACCCUCGCCUGCAGACUAACGAGGACAAAAAUGAUACCAGAGAGACGCCAGAGUCUUAGCAUCUCCCUCUCUUCACCUCACCACUCAAAUGUUAAUGUUGAAAGUGCCAACGAUAUCCCCACAUGGACAUCCGUAGAGCCUGGUUUCUGAAAGCCACAGACUGGGACCAAAAAUAAUGGGUCUCAGGUUCACUUUUCUUGGGUUCCCAUGUGAUAAAAAUUGCGAGGAUAUCACAAAUAUAUAAAAAAAAAUCACAUUUGCAUUCCAGGCGACCAGCAGGCUUCUCUCUUUUAUUCUGCUGACAAAAAAAACAACUGAUUCCUUCUGGAAGUGAAACAAAUCGUGUUGCAUUUGUGUUGCAAUCACUGGACCAAAAUGUUUGAGGCCUUCUCCGUCAACUGAGGAACGUUUCUUGGUGAAAGCACUGAUAAAAUGAUGGACUUUUCCCCCUCUACAAACUACAAAGUCCCCCCCCCCCCCCUGCCAGUUAUCUUCAGCCGUUCAUGUUUUAUAACAGAACUGUGGGCGAUACGUUCAGAGUCGCUGCCCCGUGAGGCUCCACAGACAGUCGCUCUGGAGGACAGAAACAACUUUUUGUGUGUUUGCAUGAGGUGUUUCCAAACUGUUGCGUAUUUAAUCUCAUGCUGCGUGUGACUAACUAGCUACUUAAAAUGGGAACUGUUUGGUUUGUUGAAUGCUCCUCAACUCUCGAAAGAGUCCUAAAUGUGAACUUUGUGAUUUUUCUAUAAAUAACGCAGUCUGAAAUGUCCGCCGAGUAAAGGAGGUAAAAUAGCAACUACAAUGUAAAACGAUGAAAUGUAACUUUGAACUUCUAGACGUUUUUUAAUCACGUGUGGCCGUGUUUACUGUUUUUUCUAGUUGACUACUAAUGUAUGAUGUUGUGUACAAGUGGGACUACUAUGUUUUAUUUCUUCUAACUGUACAGUGUAUUUUGAGAUGAGAGAGUAAGAGGAGAUUGGGAGGAAAGGGAAUUAGUUGCACUAUAGUCUGUAAUUCUUUCAUUAACAAUUCUGUCAGGGCUGGAAAUUCACUUUCACUUCAGCACAUAAUUGAUUUUAAAAUAUUCAUUUACUAACCAGCACCACACGUUGCUUUUUAAUAAAUGAACUGACUGCAGAUGAAGUGUCUUUUUGCAAAAUUCAAAUCAGGAACAAAUGCUGUGAAAAGGGUCACAUGUCCAUUAUUGAAAGCGUCAUUGAAAAAGAUAGUUGCUUGUGUCGUUAGAGAACUUGAACUGAAAGUGAAUUCAUGUUAUUAUAUUUGCCUUUAAUGGAGUCGAUCAAGGCAAUAUUACCUGGCACUGUGGAACAAAAUCAACCUAAAAGAAACGCCAAUCUGGCAGAUACAGGAGAGGAUUUCAGAUAUCUAAUGUGACACGUGUGUGUGUGUGUGUGUGUGUGUGUGUGUGUGUGCGCGCGACUUUUCUGUGUCAUGGUGAACUAAACGACACUUAACCCAGAACCUGCGAAGCCACAUCUUCAACACAAACGAAGCUGAAGGAAAUUGAAGAAGUCAUCAAAGAUUGUUAAUGAACAGCAAUAACAACAGUUAUAAUAUAUUUUUAAGUAAUAAUGAAGACAGAAUCCACACGUCGUACAUUUAUCACAUUUAGACUUUGGAUCAGUCAAUAGAGCGUCUUGUCUGUAGAUCUAGGAAUGCACAUCUGUACAUAAAGAGUUCAGCAUUUGCAGCAGAAGCUUGAGGCGAGCUCUUAUUUUGUUAAAUGGUGUCAAUAAACAUUCAGUCAAGCUGUUGUAAAGUCCUGAAUCUGUAUUAGGAGUUACAAAUCCCUCCUCUCGAAGCUUUACAGUUGUGGUAAGAGUAUGCAGUUAUGAGUUAUUCCUGUAAUAUGAUGCUGAAUAAAUGUAUGAAUAAUAUGGAAAGACGUUUAUGGGUUUGGCUAAACUUUCACAAAAUUACAAAAUCAAUUUUGCAUUUCAUAAAGCGAGAAGCAGCAUCUUCAGCUUCAUCAAAACUAUUUUGAUGAAUAUUUUUUAAGUGUUGAAUUCAAAGCCCCUGAAAGCUUGAUUUUGAAUGUUAGGUUUUUUCCUCUAUAAUCUCAGAUGUUUAUAAACUAAAUCAAAUAAAAAACAACAUAUUUAUAGAUGUUAUUCAUUAGGAGGUUAACAAAAGCUUAGCUGGUGUGUUUCAUUAGGACUGUGUGGGUGUGGCCUGGUCACCGCUCAGCUUCAGCUCUUAUCUUGUGCUAAAACAUCUUUUGUUCCUACAAAUUGUCGAAUACAAAACGUGUCUCUUCAUUGUGACAUUAAACUAAGAGACAUUGGACUGUCGCAGUCAGAGACUAUUAUGUUAGAGGAGCAUUUAGAGAGUGCAAUAACACAUUUUCACAAUACAUUAAGCAACUAUUCACAGGGUCAGUACAUCAGUGCAGGAAUCUGUCGCCAGUGAAAACGGUGAAAUACAUUCUCUGUGGCUCUGGGUUGAUUUGUUUACGUUCACCACUGACUAAAACCAUCUAUGUUGGUUUAACGCCUUCUCUCUUCAUGAUGUUUUUUUCCCCACAGGUGACUGACUGUACAUAAACUCGACAGCUGGGAAUAAAGUAGACAGUGGAGAAGGAAAGUCUAUAUCGUGUCCUCUCUUCAGUCAUUCUUUUGUGCUUUCUGUGACCUUAAAUUAUUUACAUUUGCUACAUUAAGCUUGCGAAAGACAAAGUAUUUUAUAGCCUGAGUUCUUUCCUUUGGGGUUGAGUUUGUUGUUCAGCAAAGUGUUUUCCAGUAAUUAAGUUCUGAAGAAUAGAAAAUCCACUUUCUAAUGCAACUGAACUGAAGCCAAACCUGUGGAAACUGGAUCCAAAAAGACAUCAUUUGUAUCUCUUUAACGUGCACACACACAGACAGAGUCGUUGCCAGGAAGCAUUAUUGUUCCUUUGCCGAGGAAACGCACCGGCAAUCAUUAAGAGGAGCGGAGUGGGUGGGAUUCUUACAUCCUCAAAGGUAAAUUCAGUGUUUAAAUCCCUGAGGAUAACGGUGUUAAAGUAAAUCAUGAAACAUUUACCCAAUUAAGACUGAAAACCUCUCCAGUGAGAAAGCAAAGCCUUCGUCGUGUAGAUGGAGUAAAUGCUCGAGAUUGGAAGUACUUUAAAUAUUUUUUGUAGCCUGCAGAACGUCUCCACUUUUUGACUUGCUAAAAUGUGAAACAGC
Messenger RNA from Anarrhichthys ocellatus (wolf-eel), 10402 nucleotides. It is a transcript of the gene nkain2, whose product is annotated as sodium/potassium transporting ATPase interacting 2. The coding region runs from base 4968 to 5567 and encodes 199 amino acids. The transcript is spliced from 7 exons. Lineage: Eukaryota; Metazoa; Chordata; Actinopteri; Perciformes; Anarhichadidae. Gene Ontology annotation, biological process: regulation of sodium ion transport. The record is from RefSeq and is a predicted model, not a curated record.